Zophobas morio is the source of this 1152-nucleotide messenger RNA. RefSeq names its product odorant receptor Or1-like. The record is from RefSeq and is a predicted model, not a curated record. Gene Ontology annotation, cellular component: plasma membrane. Gene Ontology annotation, biological process: detection of chemical stimulus involved in sensory perception of smell; sensory perception of smell. The coding region runs from base 1 to 1152 and encodes 383 amino acids. Lineage: Eukaryota; Metazoa; Arthropoda; Insecta; Coleoptera; Tenebrionidae. The transcript has 5 exons. Gene Ontology annotation, molecular function: odorant binding; olfactory receptor activity.
AUGGAAAAGUUCGACUGGCAGAAAAUAAUCAAAACCAACAUCCUCAAACUCAAAAUAGUGGGUCUCUGGCCAUCCGGAAACGAAACCUACCAAUUCAACCUGUACACCUUAUGGGUAAUUCUAUCCAUAACUUUCCUCAACUUCGGGCACAACUUCUUCCAGAUGGUCAACAUGAUUUACAUCUUCAACGACUUACACAAAAUCAUCCAAACAACGUACGUCACACUUUCCGAAAUCGCUGGUCUACUGAAAGCCUACUACGUCAUCAGAAACAUGAAAACUCUGAAAGGGCUGAUGGUCACCCUCCGAAGUGAUCUAUUUCAGCCGAAAAAUGCCAAACAACUCGCUAUGAUAAAACCCAGCUUCUUCUUCUGGAGAGUUAACUACUUCAUGUACUGGAUGAUGAGUGGAGGUGCUAUAUUUUUCUGGUCGAUUUAUCCAGUCCUGGACAAAACCAACAACGAUUUUCCGUUACCGUUCUUGGCGUGGUAUCCGUGGUCGACGAAAAAGUGGCCACAGUAUCAAUUGACAUACUUGUAUCAGAUUUUUGGGCUGCUUUUUAUCGCCACGACGGCGAUUAGUGUUGAUACUUUGAUUGCUGCUUUGAAUGUGUACAUAGGAGCACAGUUUGAUAUCUUGUGUGAUGAUCUGAAACAUAUCUUUGAUGAUGAUACUGGGUGUGAUCUUAACAAAAAAUUGAUACAUUGUGUACACCAUCACCGGGAAAUCGUCAGGUUUGCCCUCAACACCAACAAGUUUGCAAAUUGGAUAGUUCUGGCCCAAUUUUUUGUCAGUGCUGUUACGAUUGGCAUAACUCUGUUUCAAAUGACUGUGGUAAUUCCACUCAGUGGCGAAUUCUUCUCUUGUCUAUCUUUCACGUUCGCUAUGUGUGUGGAAAUUUUCAUGUAUUGUUGGUUUGGUAACGAAAUAGAACUCAAGAGCGUAAAUAUUGUGGACUCAAUUUUCAAAUCUAAUUGGCUCAACACGUCUUUAGAAGUCAAAAGAAACAUGAUUUUUUUCGUAAUGAGGUGUCGCAGACCGAUGAAGAUGUCUGCACUAAAUUUGUUUUAUUUGUCUUUGGAUACAUUUAUGAGGAUUAUGAGAACUGCGUGGUCUUAUUUUGCUCUAUUGCAUCAAGUUAGUUCAAGAUAG